Bemisia tabaci is the source of this 7101-nucleotide messenger RNA. RefSeq lists its product as uncharacterized. The record is from RefSeq and is a predicted model, not a curated record. NCBI's taxonomy places the organism in Eukaryota, Metazoa, Arthropoda, Insecta, Hemiptera, Aleyrodidae.
UUGGCAACACCGUUCGUUCCUUGCGGCCACUCAACCUCAAAAUUGUGGAGUCAAGUUCAAUCCCCGAAAUUUGUGUUGUGUGCUCGUAAUUCCGGCAUCGAAUGACCGAAUGAACUUCAGCUUUAAAUUCGACUCUGUACGAGCUUCUUCACAGCGGAAAGCUAUUGAUUUAUCUCUUUCAAGAUACUUGCUUAACCUUUACUCUUACUUACUGAGCUGGUUGAAUAGUAACCUAACCUUGCGGGUUGUUGUUUUAUGUUUGCAUGGCUAAUUCAAACAAGACAAAAAAACAGUCACUGAAGCUCAAAACUUGUAGAAAGGAUCAUGGCUUAGCAACAGAUUCCAACACUGAUAGCCGUUUUCUUACAUACUGUGCAAGUGCUUCUUCAUUCCCACCACUUCCUCCAGUGUCGAACCUCACCGCUUUUCAACGGCUACAAAGAUUCAAAGCUAUUUGUAAGAAACAACAGUUUGCUGCUUCCAACUACCGGAAGAACAAUUGUGGAGCAUCAGGGAAGAAAAGCCUCGGUGUCACUCUUAUCGUGAGGAAGAAAGGUGUUCGAAAAUCAGUAGCUAACACUCCAGGCAAAUCUCCUUUUGUAAGGUCUGCCCGAAGAAAAUCCCUGAAGCGAAAGUCUGUUUUAUAUCAGAAGAACUCUCGAGUUUUAGACCUUGAAAAAAUGACGGAAGUAGGUGGAUCGGUAAAUGAGAUGUAUACGAAUGGAAACACGGGGUUCGAAGCUGCUUUAUCUCCCGAAAAUAUUCGCGAAUUGAAAAAAGAAGCCGCCAACAUUGUUUUCUUGAAUGAUAGAAAUGGGGAGCAAAGCACAGAACCUUGCCGACCGAGGCCAUCGAUGGAAUCCUUUGUAGAAUAUCCUGAUGAAAAUGGCAGCAAUGCUUCCGAGGAGAUUGAUGUUGUGAACGGUAAGCAUGAAGUACCAGUAGGUCAAUUUCCCACCAACGGACAUGCCAACGGAGAAAGCAAUGGUUAUGGAGCCUAUCACUCCAGUAAUGGAUUUGACAAUUAUGAGAAUGGAAGUUCUGAUGAUGAUGAUAGGAAGACUGAAAUCCUGGGCGAUGAUAGAAAUAGCUGUGAGAUGACAGAAGAUGUCGCUAGUAAUGAAGUUGUGGAGACGUCAACAGUUGAUUCUGUUGAGGACAGCUUGCCAAAAAGCAGCCCCUCCUCAGUGGAAAGCACUGAUGAUAAAAACGAAGAAAAAAUUGGUGAGAGUCUAGAAAGAUCCUCCAGAGAUGAUUUGCAAGAGGACAGCACUGAGUUUCAAGAGGAUGCAAGUUUUGACGCGGUCCUGCAAGUUGCUAUUGAAGAUGGCUCCUCAAACGCAACCAUAAUUGAAAACGUUGAAGAAGAAAUCGUUUUAGAGGUAAAGAAGACCCCAGCCUCAAAGAAAGAAGCCUCCAAACCAUUUACUGAGCAGGCAGAAGAAGACUCUCGAGAGAUGCCUGUUUUGGCAAAUGAACAUGCUCUCUCUGAACAACGAAUGAAUGAAAGCAUGGAAGAAAGUGAUUCAGAUUCACCUAAUCUCCACGAAUCCUUUGUUAAAUCAAGCCCUGAGAAGUCGACCUCCAAAACUGUGAAGGAAAAAGGCAGAAAGAAAAAAUCCCCAAAACCCAGCCCUAAAAAGCAACGGUUAUCGAAGACUCCACCUUCACCGAAGAAAACACCUCAGAAAAGAAAAGCAUCUCCCAGUCGUACAGUUAAGAGCAAAUCUAAGAGCAAGAAAGAAGUUCAACUUUUCACCAGCUCUGACAGUCCCUCCCAAAUUUUAACGGAAACACAAAUCCCUGCGGAGUCCAAAUCAAAGACGCCUAGCAAUGAUGAAUCAGAAUUGAGGCAGAGCAUAAGUAUGGACAUCACCCAGGAUGAACCGGCACCUUCUCGGCGAUCAAGCAGAGCCAGUCGAUCUCGAAAGGACCCUGCCGUGGAAGCAGUCAUGUCGGUGGAUGAGGCAAUUACAAAAACUCGCACCAGCAGUGCAGCAGCUGUAGACUCAGAAGAACCCUCCACCUCCCAAUCACCGAGGUUGAGACGCUCACAAAGGUCCUUCUCCCCGUCCAGGAGAAUGCCACUCAGAUCAACGCGACGAAGCGGAGCCAGUCAGCGCAGCGCAAGCCAGAUUGUGAACCCUACGCCUGUAUCGAAAAGGAAAGCUGAACCGGAAGAAGACGACAAAGGAGAUGACAGCACCAAGCGCCCUAAGACGGAAGUGUUUGAAACCCCUCGCUGGAAAUUCCUCUCAUCACCGUUCAAGAGUUACUGGUCGCCCCAGCUGACAAACAAAAUCCACUACAAGCAACCAGAAACUCCAACAGAACAGCCAGAACAACCUACGAAUUCCAAGAAUGAAGAGACACCAAAAAGUCCCUCCAACAGCGAAAGUCCCAAUACAGCCAGCAGCAAAAGUUGGUGCACUAUCGCCUAAAUGGUGCAGCAAGUUGGUAUGAUAUCUCUCUUCGGGCAUACAAUUUGACGUAUGUGUAAUCUACUUUCUAAGCUUUUAAAAAAAAUGACAAGUUGGUCAAAUAACCGAUGAUAGUAGGGCAUUGUAUGAUAUUAGUAUUCUGUGUCCUUUGGCAAGUCCUGCAAGAUUUCUUAUCCUUCUUUCGAGUCCUAUCAAUAGUUGAAGAAAACUGAAUUUGUUUGUGCAUCUAUGAUAUUGAUACUCAACAUGAUCAAAUCGUUGCUCCUCCGACAGUAAGAUGCAUCUCAAUUUCUAUGUUAGCCCCGUUCACCAUAUAACUUCAUGCUUUCUGGGGCUCAUGUAGAAAUGGAAGUACGCCGUUAAGUCAGAGGAAUGACAAAAUAGGAAGUUUCUUCAGUUCUAUUAUAGUUGCUAAUGGGUUUAAAAAAUGUUCUUUUGUUAAAGAAGUUGAAAAAUUCUCAUGAUUUUCAAUUGAAGAGUCUAGUUCUACAUUCUCAUUCAGUUUUCUUCUACCAUUCAUAGAGCCUCAAAUGGAAAAAGGGAAAUGUUUUUUUUUAAGUUUCUCUUAAGACUGCAAAUUGACUCAGGAGCAAGAUCCUUUGCAACUGUUUUAAUAUUUAACUAAUCCCGUGAGCAAAACUGAAGAUUUGUUUACUUUAUCAAUAUUUUCGUCAGUACCUCGAUGUCUUGCAGUCAAUAUUAAGCGGAAUGAUGCCACAACCAGUCUGUUUUCCUCAGUAUGUUGUUGCCUACUAAAUGUUCAUUAUCUGGUCGUUACAUAGUCACUGAUUGCGUAACCUUGAGAUUUGACGAAUAUAUUGAUAGACAGACAAUGGCUCAAUACCAGCCACUUUUUUGCCAAGAUUUAUAAAAUUUAGGUCAGCUCAUUUGCUGGAUAUUCUAAGUGCACAAAAUUAGAGUAUCCUCAAUUUGAUCGUUCAGUCUCAAUCGUCUCUCUAAUUUGAUCACUGCUCUUUCACAGAUGUUCUGAGAACCAAGCAAGGCAAUUGAGGAAUUUUCCACUAGUUUGUGAGACUUGGAAGAUAACCCGUUCAAUUCAUAGAAUAAGCAGACUUGACUCUAUUGGCCUUGUCUUGGUUGAAGCCGUGCCAAUUGCAAUUAUUAUUGAGACUAAAACUGAUGUGUCUUUCUGUAUUGUUGGAAAGCUAUUUCUUGCAUCGUCUGUUGCAAUUGCUUCAAAUCACCAAGCUCAAGGAGAAGUGAUUUUUGGCAGUAAUAUCGGCCGUCUAGCAAACCUCUCUCUUGUCUUGCUUGAUAAGUAAGUUCUCAGAACCUAUGGGCAGUUAGUUUGUUAAAUAACUACGUAUUUCCCUGUUUUCAUUUUUUCAACCUAUUAAAGGUAAAGUGGGUAUCCCUCUCAUCAAUGAUGCUUAUUCAUCAAUUUAUUUCUCUAUUUUUUGUUUUAGCGUUUUGAUAAAUUUUAAGUUUAUUUUGUUUUAUUCUGUUUAUUUGACUGUUCUAAGGUUAAUCUUUUUAGGUUAUCUGUGUUAUAUUCCCAAGUUUAAAAAUUCUGUGAUGCUUAAUAUUUGAUUUUCUAACAUUUCUCUCACUUCGCAAUUAUCUUCUCCCCUGCAUGCCAUAAAUAAUACCGAACACUCGAAUAUACCCCCUUCUUCCCCUUUCCCCCUCCCCAAAAUUUGAAGAGAGAAAUUGAACAAAGUAAAAUAUGUCAGUAAUAAAAUUGUUUGACGUGUACGGUACUCUUCAAGGGUCUGAUGCACUAAUAUAGAGUCAAUUAAAUAGGCAACAAUUGAACGGCAGUUAUUGAAUUAAAAGCGAUGUAAGUAAUAUCACAUAAUUUUUAUCCUCCACAAAUAAAAGAGAAAACAUUUUAUCGAAUAUUGAUUUCUAUAGAAUGUGUAGGCGGAUUAUACGAACAGAAAGGUUUUAAGGCACUCAACUAAAAUUUAAUUCAUUUUGGGAGACUGACUAAUAUUUCUUCUUUUUUGUAAGAUUAUUUGUAGUGAAUAAAAUAUUUUUCUCAUUUUUAAAGUUGCUGUAACUGUGUCGAUACCAGAAUGGGAGAGGCAUCAGCAUCUUAUUUAAAGUCAUAAAUAGAUUUUUAGAACUUGAAAAAAUCGGAAAAUAAGUUGCGCGAAUUUUGAUAUAAGAAGAUUAUAAUGGCAUUUUAUGGAACGAACUAUAUUACCAUCCCGGAGAAACUUCUUUACCAUGUUAUCAAAGCAGAUGGUAGUGCAUGCUUUUACUUCUCUCAUUUUUCAAUUUUGACCAAGUUUUAGUCUGUAUUUUUGUAAUAUCUCCGACUGUUCUGCAACUUGCUUUUUGAAAAUGAGAAUCGUAGAUUUAUCAUAAGUAAAAAUCGGAAGUUUAGUCUCUUUCUCUCAUCCCUCCCAACACUCUAUAGUGUCUUAUUAGUUCUGCAGUGUUGCCUCUUUUUCGUGUAUAGCCAUGGACUGUGUCACUUGUAAUUUUUUAGGUGUGCACUUAACUAUUUUAAUUUUCUCUAUGUUUUUCUUAGAGUUAUGUUUCAAAUCAGUUAUUAUUGCUAAGGUUUCCGUUUCAAGGAUGGAGAAAUUAUGUUGAAAUAUUUCGUUCAAAAUUGAUAGUAUGAUUGUUUUUUUCUUUCUUUUAUUUUCAUAAGUUUCCUCUAUAACAAGUAUUUUUGAACUCAUUCACCACUAUAGGAGUCAUGAAUGGUCCUCAAUGUGAUGUCCAAUCAGAGAAGGGAUUUUAAACUUUUGGGGGCUCAGCGGGCUGUUGAUAGGCAGUGUGAUAUACAAAGAAAGAAAUAGAGCAAUCCUAUCGGUAGAAGCGGGUGGUUGCAAUGGACAAAGGAAGUAAGUCAUAGAUUAAUUAAUGGCAACCCAUCAGAGACUCUGUAGCUAGUCCAUUAUUUUCCACCAGCCUAUAAGAACUACCUAUCUAACUAUAGGAUCACUCCAUUUUCUCUUUGUCUAUCGAUCUCAAUAAUUAGCCUGCCGGAAGAUUUGUCCUCAUCUCAGCCAAUUGCUUGUGGUGCUAGUGUUAUGUGUAGGUCACCUCUAUUACCAUUCAUAAAAGAGUGCAGUGCGAUGUUGCCACGUUUCCUGUGAUAAUUCAAGAGACAUAUUUUGAGGCUAAAGCUGCGUACUUUGAUGAUUCCAACCAAUUAAAAUGAAGGGUUCAGUUAAUGUCAUUUCGCUGUGCUUUUGUAGAGCUUUGAAUUAAUGGAAUUGAUAACUGACUUGACCUCGGUGGUGAAUGUGUUUAAGUAAAUUCGUCAUGUAAUGGAAAGAAGAUAAAUCAAUUGUCGUUUAGUAUUCGAUUCUUUAAAUAGUUAAAUACACUUUUAGUCACUAUGUAAUGCGCAAAUACUCUGUUAGUUUUGUUUUAUUGUCUCGAAGAUUUUAAUAAAAUCGCUGUAAGUCCUCUCAGCUUCUCAAAACACUCAUCUGACAGGAGAACAUAUAGAUGUAGACAAAAUUUUCAAAAGUUUGGAAUUUCCUGGAAAUGAAGAAUCACCGAUACUUCUGAAGAGCUAUUUUUCAAAUAGGACAUUUUCAAAAGAUGGAUAAGUUCUCACUUUUAAUUUGAGAUUUAUUGCUCAGAAAUUCUUCAUAUCUUUGUCUUUGUGAUUUUGAGAAAUGAUUGUUUUUGUAAAGCGUGUUUAGCAAAAAAUUCAAGUUUCAUUCAGAAGAUAUAAUUGAAAUAUUUCUCGCUUUUAAUGCUAAUUCAGCCUUUUUUGCAAAAUUAUUGUUAGUUUUUUUUUUUUUUUUUCGUUAUCUAAAUCUAUUGUGAAAACAAUUAGUUUAUCUCCUAAUAUCAGCAUCUAAUGAAUAUGCAAAUCUAAAAUUUCAAAGGCCCAUUCUUGGUUCAUUUUUGAACUUGGUGCCUCUAAAUGCCCAAUUGGUGCCCAAAGCAACCAUCAAGUUUUUGUUCUAUGGGCCGAUCCCAUCUUGUUUAAUUGUUUAGUUAUUCAUUUUGUAAUUUUUCUUUUGUCAAAAGUUAAUCAAUUGAGGAAAGGAGUUUAAAUAUUUGGAAAAAAGAAAACCGUGCAAAAACUUAGUCUUCCCUUAGUUGGCAAGGCUCAAUUUUGUUUUGUUUGGGAGCUUUUGUUCUUCUUGUUGAAAGUUCGACUUUACAUUGUAGCAAAUUUCUAGAAAUUUGCAUCUUUUCCUAGUGGAUUAAUUUGUUCGGUAGCAAAGUUAUAUUGAAGGUUCCAGCUUUGAAUCUCACUCUUGAUACAUAUCGAUUGAUUAUGAACUACGAGAAAGUGAAGAUCAUUCGGUCUUGUCAGAAAAAAAAUGAUGGCACUGAAAUUGAAGAAUCUUCUGACGUCAAUAAGAAAUGACUCUAUUUGUGUACAUUCUCUUCAAUAUUUUUUUCUGCUGAAAGGAAAAAAUUGAUAGUAUUAUUUAAAGAUUUGAACUUAGGAUUAUGUGGUAAAAUAAAAUUAUAGUACCAUUUUAUAUUUAUAAUUUACUGUAAUUGUCCAUCACAAAUUUUUGUAUUUUAGUUUCACGCAGUAUCAUGAAACUUCUUAUAGUUUCUAAUAUUUCGAAAUUUUCUUUUGAUGUACUGAUAGGUAAGACUUAUCCUCUUCAAUAUCUUUUUUCUCUUUUUCUGGGCAAGCCGUUAUUCUUUUGUGUAUUGUUGUAGGCAUAAAAGCCACGUUUAUAAUAAACCACUUUUUAUAAUA